GCAUGCGCACAGUAACCUGCCCUGAUCAGCUGACUGACUGUGAUGCUGUGUUGAAGCACCUUUGAGUAAAAGAAAAUACCCGUUAAUAUCUGCGCUAUGUACGGGCAGCAACUGCUGAACUGAAAAACACCGUGUGGACCAAACACUGAAGCCAGCGGACACACCGUGACUUGUUUACAUCAAAGUUCAGGUGGACGAACCUUUACUCACCAGCAGCCAUGACAGAAUUCUGGUUGAUCUCCGCUCCGGGGGAGAAGACGUGCCAGCAGACCUGGGACAAGCUGAUGGUGGCCACCACACGCACCAACAACCUCUCUGUUAACAACAAGUUCAACAUUCCUGAUCUCAAGGUUGGAACACUAGAUGUCUUGGUGGGUCUGUCAGAUGAACUGGCUAAACUCGACACUUUUGUGGAAAGUGUGGUGAAGAAGGUGGCUCAGUACAUGGCCGAUGUCCUGGAGGACAGCAGAGACAAAGUCCAGGAGAACCUACUGGCUAAUGGAGUGGACUUGGUCACCUACAUCACCAGAUUUCAGUGGGACAUGGCAAAGUAUCCAAUCAAACAGUCGCUGAAAAACAUUUCUGAGAUUGUCUCCAAGCAAGCGACUCAGAUAGACAAUGACCUGAAGGCCAGAGCUUCAGCCUACAACAACCUGAAGGGAAACCUGCAGAACCUGGAGAGGAAGAAUGCGGGGAGCUUGUUGACCAGGAGUUUGGCUGACAUAGUGAAGAAAGAGGACUUUGUUCUGGACUCAGAGUACCUCAUCACCAUGCUGGUGGUCGUCCCAAAGACAAGUUAUACUGAGUGGCAGAAGGAGUAUGAAACCCUGGCAGAAAUGGUUGUGCCACGCUCCACAAAGCUGCUGUUUGAGGACCAUGACAGCGGUCUGUUCAGUGUCACUCUCUUCAGGAAGGCUAUAGAUGACUUCAAGCACAAGGCCAGGGAAAACAAGUUUACAGUGCGUGACUUCCAGUACAAUGAGGAGGAGAUGAAGGCAGACAAAGAGGAGAUGACACGUUUGUCCACCGACAAGAAGAAACAGUUUGGGCCUUUGGUUCGAUGGCUGAAAGUGAAUUUCAGCGAAGCCUUCAUUGCGUGGAUUCACAUAAAAGCCCUGCGUGUGUUUGUGGAGUCAGUAUUGAGAUACGGGCUGCCGGUGAACUUCCAGGCCAUGCUGCUUCAGCCCAACAAGAAGAACAUGAAGAAGCUGAGAGAGGUGCUGUACGAGCUGUACAAACACCUGGACAGCAGUGCUGCCAUCAUUGAUGCCUCUAUGGACAUCCCAGGACUGAACUUGAGCCAGCAGGAGUACUACCCCUACGUUUACUACAAGAUCGACUGCAACCUGCUGGACUUCAAAGUCUAAAUGCUUCACCAUCAUCAUCUCACUCUGUGUGCAUAUUUUCUUGAUGUGACAUGUUCACAUACCCAAGCUUUAAUUUAUUUCCAACCUGUUUUUUUGUUGUCUUCCCAUCUUUUUUUCCCCUCUCAUGUUCCUGGUACAUUCCCGGCUCCAUAGUAAUGAAGUUGUUGAACUUGUGUUCUGAUAUACUUGACUAAUAUGGGCCUUCUUCUUUGUUGUCAUUUCCUCUUUGUACCUCGCUGUAAAAGUAAAUAGCUCCCCAGUUUUCACCCACCAACAAGACAUUCCCCAUCAAUAUGCUGCAUUUUUAUUGUUGUUUUUUUCCUUAUGCCCCUACUUUACUCAAAGCAACAAAAACGGUACACGUGGGGAAAACAGGGGGGAAAUAAUUGUAUGUUAAAUAUAGUAUUUAUUUAAAGCCUCUAAAAUCAGUGAAAAGGUUUUUGUCUGUUCUGUUUUUGAAAGUGACGUGUUUUUAGUUCCAUGUAAGGAAUGUCUGUUUACAAAGUAGAUGUUGACCAUUGUUCCCCCCACUGAAGCUAUAAUCCUGUGAACUACUGAGACGGAUCAUUUUACAGUAUAAAGAAGCAAUAUGUUUGCUGAUUGUACUCUCCUAUAAUUUCUGUAUAUUUCGCAGUUUGAGAGAAAUCAUAAUGGGUCUAUGUGCAAAUACUGUAUUGUCAGUAUAACUGAAAAUUACACCAUAUAUUUAAAAUCAAUGUGAAAAAUAAAUACUCUAUGUGAAAUACAA
This is a messenger RNA of Centropristis striata (black sea bass), 2115 nucleotides long. It is a transcript of the gene atp6v1c1b, whose product is annotated as ATPase H+ transporting V1 subunit C1b. Gene Ontology annotation, cellular component: lysosomal membrane; vacuolar proton-transporting V-type ATPase, V1 domain. Gene Ontology annotation, biological process: proton transmembrane transport. Bases 219 to 1367 code for a protein of 382 amino acids. NCBI's taxonomy places the organism in Eukaryota, Metazoa, Chordata, Actinopteri, Perciformes, Serranidae. The record is from RefSeq and is a predicted model, not a curated record. The transcript has 13 exons. Gene Ontology annotation, molecular function: proton-transporting ATPase activity, rotational mechanism.